This is a messenger RNA of Diaporthe amygdali, 774 nucleotides long. RefSeq lists its product as uncharacterized. NCBI's taxonomy places the organism in Eukaryota, Fungi, Ascomycota, Sordariomycetes, Diaporthales, Diaporthaceae. The record is from RefSeq and is a predicted model, not a curated record. Bases 1 to 774 code for a protein of 257 amino acids. The transcript has a single exon.
AUGAGCUCCAACGCCGUCUUCAUCCUCAUCGCUGGGGCGUGGCACACCGCCAGUACUUGGAGUAAGGUUACUCCCUUGCUCGAACAGAAAGGCCAUAGGGCCAUUGCGGUCACCCUCCCCUCUACAACCGGGGACCCUGCUGCUACUUUCGGCGACGACAUUGCAGUUGUCCGGGACUUGAUUCUAUCCGAAGUCAGACAGGGCCACGACGUGAUCGUAGUGGUUCACUCCUACGGUGGCCAUGUUGGCCAAAGUGCCAUCCGAGAUGUCCCGACAGUCAGAGCGCCCAGCCCAGACACCGCCCACGGCAAAGUUAUCGGUCUCGCCCUGAUGGCAACUGGCUUCAAUGUGACCAACGGGACCUUCAUCGAUGCCUUCGACGGCAAGCCGCCGCCGAUCUGGCAUCCGGACGAGGAGUCUGCCUUUGUGGUAUUCUCAGAGGGCAUAGAUCCGGCGGACCUGUUUUAUCAUGACCUUCCCACCGAGGAGAAGCAGUACUGGGUGUCGAAGUUGACGAAGCAUAGCAUGAAGUCCUUGUAUGAAGGAAGAGAGCAUGCAUAUGCUGGCUGGAAGGAUGUCCCGUCGUGGUUCCUCGUGACGACAAAGGACCAGGCGUUGCCUGCGGAGGCGCAGAAGAUGAUGGUCCAGAUGGCCAGGGAUGCCGGAGCCAGUGUUGAGGUCAGGGAGGUGGACAGUGGGCACAGCCCGAUGUUGGCACGCCCAGAAGAAACGGCAGACUUCUUGAUUGAGGCUGCAACGGGCCUCGCUGGGUGA